UAAAGGGGCUGACAGUGUUGCUUGUAAAAUGGGGUCUAUUUCAGAUAACUUCUGGGCUUUUAAACUCUCAAAACAUAAAUGGAUAUUGUAGGGAGAGGAAAAUUGGCAAAAGGGUGAAAAUGGAGUGAGUGGCUCUUGUUAAUUUGUGUAGGCUUUUUAUCAAGAUACGUGUAACUCCUUAAUCUUUAAACCUCUCGAGUUCCUGGCAGCAUGCUUUUAUCUGGGUUUGGUGGUUUGUUUAUUUUUUGGGGUUGACUGAGGGGAACUGAGUUGCCAGGCAAGUUUAGAGCACUAGGUCCAAAUGUUAGACCAGUGCAAAGAGCUUUGUGGUGUCUUCAGAGAAGGAUAAAUGAGAAGGGAAGGGGAUGUUGGGGAUAUUUGAUCCUGGCAAUGUGAUAGUGUACUAUUAAAUUAUACUACUGAGAACUCGGAGGUUCAGCUCUAUCAAAACUAGUUUGUUUCUGACGAGAGGAAGGUGAGGCUGGAGCUGAGGAUGUGUCCGUUUGGUUAUCCCAGGCUAGGUGCACGUUUUGUGUUUUGAAAUCUGGUUCAAAAACCCAGUUCAGACUUUAAAUACUGUUUUGGCCUUAGCGCUGGAAUGGAAAGAAUGCAGCCUGAAAUUUCAUUUAUUGAAGAGCUUUUACCUUUUGAAUAUGAAAAGCACCCUUCUAUGAAGAAUACUCAACUGAGAACAUUCAGGCUGUUCUGGAGCCUUGUUUCUGAAAGAGCAGUGUCAGGAUUAACCCAUUCCGGACACCAGCCUGCAGGAGGUUGGUGCACUGGUCACAACUUUCCCAUAGGAAGUAUUCUGUUCCCCUGUGACCUCUGCGUCCUUUCACAGUACAAAGGACAUUAUUCUUCCCAUGGGAAUGCAACUGGAGAAUAGGAACUUGAUGUUAGAGCUGAUUGUGUAGCAUUUCUAUGAAGAGAGGCUAGUGUCUUGAGCAUAUUUCUUGUUUUCCCACCUCUGAAAUCUUCAGAAGAACACUUCAUCCCUGGCCCUCAUUGGAGGAGAAUCCGCGCUUGCUGAAGAGUGGGACAACUGGGUUCCCAGGGUCUGUUCCUCUCUUCCUACUCUUUUUCCUUCCCUUUUGCUGAUGCUGGGAUGAGAGAGCUCCUGCAGCACCUGACGCCCAUCGUUUUACUGAGGGGGUUGCAGUGGUGAUAGUUUCUAGCAUCUUGAGGCUAUGAACACCUCUACAGCCCAACAAAGGGCAAGAAAAUCUCUUUGGCUUUUUUUUCCUGGCAUGAGUCUGAUCCAACAUCUGGCUGUUUUCUGCUUCUGCAGGGAAACUCUUUGGUUUCACUUUUUUUUGGGGGGGUGUUUGUGGUGCUGAAUUUCUGGCAUUGUCAUGAAAUCAUGGCUGGAGUGAGGACUGGAAAAAGAUCAGGGAGAUGUUUGUAGGUCAAGUGGAGACUGUAAAUCAGACGGUAGACUCAGUGAUUGGUGAUCACUCUUGAUUUUCUGCUUUGUGUGUUCUGAGUGUAGCCCAGGAAUGCGUGAAAUACCUGUAGCCAUGUGUGUGUCUGUGAAUAUACCCCUGAAGGCUGUGGAAGUGCUGCCAUGUAGGGGAGAUGGCAUAUAGGCAUGUAAGCUGAGGGCAGAGGGUUGCUGCUCUGAUUCUGCUGUCUCCAGGGGGCCCGUGUUGGUUUGAUGGAUAUGUGGCAAAUGACUGCAGCAUUGGGAGGGUGAAUUAUUGCUAAUGGUCCCUAUGCCCGCCUUGCCCUCAGGUGCUGAGUGAACUGCAGUCAGAUUUAUCUGCUCUGUUGGCAACAGCAGGGUGGGACUUUAUCAAUCCUAAUUUUUAAUAAACUCUUUCUUUGCCUUCCAUUCCUCCUCUGUCCUUUCCCUGAACACACAGCUUUGGCAGGAAGGCUUCAGAAAUUCUGUGUUGGAUCUGGAGUUGUUACAGUGAUGUGAUGCACUGUUCCCCUCAAGAACAGCUGGAUACAGUGCCUUGGCUGAAGCGUUGCACAUGCUGGAAUUGCCCAACCCGCUGAUGUGUUCCGGGAUGGCAGCUAGGUGACGACAAUUGAGGAUGACCCUGACUGAAAAGCUGCGUGAGAGGAUAUCGCGGGCGUUCUACAACCACGGGCUGUUGUGUGCUUCCUACCCCAUCCUCAUCAUCCUCUUUACUGGUCUCUGUAUUCUGGCCUGCUGUUACCCGUUGCUGAAGCUGCCACUGCCUGGAACAGGACCUGUGGAGUACAGCACGCCCGUGAAAGAUUACUCUGCGCCCUCUCCCAACGCAGGUCUGCAGCAAGGGGACCUUGGCGAGCGUCCUGACUGGUAUGUCGGUGCUCCGGUGGCCUACAUCCAGCAGAUCUUUGUGAAAGCUACUGUGUCCCCAUGGCAGAAGAACUUCCUUGCUGUCGAUGUAUUUCGUUCACCCCUCUCCCGCGUCUUCCAGCUAGUGGAGGAGAUUAGAAACCAUGCCCUGAGAGACAGUUCUGGUGUCAAAAGCUUGGAGGAAGUUUGCCUUCAGGUAACAGAUCUUCUGCCUGGCCUCAAGAAGCUACGGAAUCUGCUCCCCGAACACGGCUGUCUGUUACUGUCUCCAGGGAACUUCUGGCAGAAUGACCGUGAGCGAUUCAAUGCUGACCCAGAUAUCAUCAAAACCAUCCACCAGCAUGAACCAAAGACAUUACAAACAUCAGCUACUCUCAAAGACCUGUUGUUUGGACUCCCUGGGAAGUACAGCGGGGUGAACCUCUACAAUAGGAAGCGAGUGGUAUCAUACACUGUCACCCUGGGUCUCCAGCGAUAUGAUUCCAGGUUCCUCAGCAGCCUCCGCUCUCGCCUCAAGCUGCUGCAUCCCAGCCCUAACUGCACACUGCGAGAGGAGAACAUCGUUCACGUCCACUUCAAGGAGGAGAUUGGCAUUGCUGAGCUGAUACCCCUCGUCACCACCUACAUUAUACUCUUCGCUUACAUCUACUUCUCCACACGGAAAAUUGACAUGGUGAAAUCGAAGUGGGGUCUGGCGCUGGCAGCGGUCGUGACAGUGCUCAGCUCUCUGCUCAUGUCCGUUGGGCUCUGCACGCUGUUUGGUUUGACACCUACGCUUAAUGGAGGAGAGAUAUUUCCAUACCUGGUUGUAGUGAUUGGCCUAGAGAAUGUGUUGGUUCUCACCAAGUCAGUUGUCUCUACGCCUGUUGACCUGGAAGUGAAGCUACGCAUUGCCCAAGGUUUGAGCAAUGAGAGCUGGUCAAUUAUGAAGAACAUGGCAACAGAGCUUGGGAUCAUCUUGAUUGGGUAUUUCACCCUUGUCCCUGCCAUCCAGGAAUUCUGCCUCUUCGCUGUGGUUGGCCUCGUGUCUGACUUCUUUCUGCAGAUGUUUUUCUUCACUACUGUGCUGUCCAUUGACAUUCGCCGUAUGGAGCUCGCUGACCUGAACAAGCGGUUGCCCGCAGAAGCCUGCCUGCCCCCAGCGAAGCCUGUCAGCCGCUCUCAGCGCUACGAGCGGCAGCCGGCGAUGCGACCUGCCACCCCCCACACCAUCACCCUGCAGCCAUCCUCCUUCAGGAACCUGCGCCUGCCGAAGAGGUUGCGGGUCAUUUACUUCUUCGCCAGGACCCGGCUGGCCCAGAGGCUCAUCAUGGCUGGGACAGUGAUCUGGAUUGGAAUCCUGGUUUACACGGAUCCUGCUGGUCUCCGCACCUACCUCACGUCACAGGUCACCGAACAAAGUCCUUUGGGUGAGGCAGGUCUGCCUCCAAUGCCUGUUCCUGGAGGGGUCCUACCUGCUGGGGACCCCAAGAUUGAUCUCUCAGUCUUCCCAUCGGACCCAAUACAGCUGUCGGAAAACCAGACGCAGCAGCGUGAGCAGAAGUCGGGGCUGGAGUCCCUGAGCAGGCUGGAGACAAACCAGCAUUCUUGGGCCCAAGGACCAGAAGGCAAAGGGAAUGGACAGACGGAGCUUGGAACUGAAGCAGAGGUUACCUGGGGAGCAGAGGAUGAGGAGAUUUGGAGGAAGCUUUCCUUCAGACACUGGCCAUCCCUCUUCAGCUACUACAAUAUCACUCUGGCCAAAAGGUACAUCAGCAUCCUUCCAGCAAUCCCUGUCACGCUAUAUCUGAACCCACAAGAGGCCUUAGAAGUGCGGCAUCCCCAGGAGGCAAACCGCUACCACCCCUUCUUCUCUUCAAGCAGCGGAAAGCUGGAUGCUCAAGCUCAGCCUGACCAAGCCUCAUCCAAGCCGCAAGGGCACCAGGAUGUUACUCUUUACAAGGUGGCUGCUCUGGGUCUGGCCUCGGGCAUUAUCCUGGUGCUCCUGCUCUUCUGCCUGUACAAGGUGUUCUGCCCCAAGAACUACGGGCAGAACGGGAUCUCGCACAGCCGGAGGAAGAGGGGGGACCUGCCCUGUGACGAUUAUGGCUACUCCCCACCUGAGACAGAGAUCGUCCCCUUGGUGCUCAGGGGUCACCUCAUGGACAUCGAGUGUCUGGCUAGUGAUGGGAUGCUGCUCGUCAGCUGCUGCCUGGUGGGCCAGAUCCGUGUGUGGGAUGCUCAGACUGGCGACUGCCUCACUGUUAUUCCCAAACCAAGGUUGCGACGAGACAGCAGCGGCAUCUUUGACUACCAGGAAAGCUGGGAUCACAGUCCCGAUGGCAAGAACGGUCUGGACGACUCUUAUGAGAACAGCCACCAGCUCAAAAGGAUGCUCAGCCCUCCGCAGCCGCCGCUCUUCUGCGACCAGCCAGACCUCACGUCUCUCAUCGACACCAACUUCUCUGAGCAGGUGAAGGUGGCCGAGCCGGAGACGCGGCUCCGCGCGGUGGGCAGUCGCCAGAAGGAGACCGGGUACGACUUCAGCAGCCUGGUGGGUAAAGCGUAUGAAGAGCACAGCUCCUCCAACUCCAUGAGCUUCACGGGCCUCUCCGCUGCGCACGGCCAGGCCAGAUUCUGCGCGGGGAGCGGCAGAGCCCGCUCCCUGGGCUGCGGGACCGAGGAGGGAGGCUGCAGCACCCGCAGGAGGAGCCUGGGGGACGAGUCUUUUACGGGAUUUGACAAAUCCUCAACACUUCCUUCCUGGGGAGGAGACUUGGAGAGCUCUGUUUGGAGCCUGGACCUGCAAGGGAAUCUGAUUGUGGCUGGCCGGAGUAACGGGAAGCUGGAGGUCUGGGAUGCUAUUGAGGGCACCCUCCGUAGCAGUAAUGAUGAAGGUCAAUCUGGUAUCACAGCACUCGUCUUCCUGAACAACAGGAUCGUCGCUGCCCGGUUGAAUGGCUCUUUAGAUUUCUUUUCACUAGAGACACACACAUCCUUGAACCACCUGCAGUUCCGAGGAGCCCCAAGCAGAAGCAGCAUCCCAUCCUCGCCAGUGUUCAGCAGCAGCGACAUCAUCCUGUGCCAGCUCACCCACACCGUGUCCUGUGCCCACCAGAAGCCAAUCACGGCGCUGAAGGCUGCAGCAGGGCGGCUGGUCACUGGGAGCCAGGACCACACUCUGAGGGUGUUUCGGCUGGAGGACUCGUGCUGUUUGUUCACACUGCAGGGUCACUCGGGAGCCAUCACAGCCGUGUACAUCGACCAGACGAUGGUGCUGGCGAGUGGUGGCCAGGACGGUGCCAUCUGCCUGUGGGACGUGCUGACGGGGAGCAAGGUCAGCCACAUGUAUGCCCACCGAGGGGAUGUCACGUCCCUCACCUGCACGACGUCCUGCGUCAUCAGCAGCGGCUUGGACGAUGUCAUCAGCAUCUGGGACCGCAGCUCAGGAAUCAAGCUCUAUUCAAUCCAGCAGGAGAUGGGCUGUGGUGCCAGCCUGGGAGUCAUCUCUGACAACCUGCUGGUGACGGGCGGCCAGGGCUGCGUCUCCUUCUGGGACAUCGGCUAUGGUGACCUGCUCCAGACCGUCUACCUGGGGAAGAGCAACGAGUCACAGCCAGCGCGGCAGAUCCUCGUGCUGGAGAACGCCGCCAUCGUCUGCAACUUCGGGAGCGAGCUCAGCCUGGUCUAUGUGCCCUCAGUGCUAGAGAAACUGGACUGAGGAGGAUGGGCCGGAGCCUGGCUGGAGGGAGAGGUGGGCAGCUAAGGGGACAGGGACACCAGCUCCAUCGUGGUCCCCCUGCCUCUGUUGCCAUCCCACCUCGUAAACCGCUCUGUCACCCACCGAACGGCCUGCAGGGCCUGAGCCCGCCUCUUUGCCCUGUUCCAGCAUCUUCCAUGCAGGCUCCGCAGAUGCACAACAGUCCUGGGGCCACAGAGGGGCAUGGGGCCGCUCUGGCAUCCUGCUCAGGAUGGGGAUGAGGAGCAGUGGGGUGGCUCCACUGGUUGGGGAGGCUGAGCGACAGCAGCAGGUGCUGGGGGAGCCUUGGCACCUGUUGCCUUGCGGUAGCUGUGCUGAGCUGGAUACAGCUCCACCACAGCAGUGUCCAGCCUGUUCCCAGCCCAUGAUGCAGCGGGGCAGGAGUGGGGCAGUGUUCCCAGCCAGCCCUGUACAGAGAACAGCCUGGGCUAGUGGUGAGCCCCAGCACCGAGCCCAGCGGCAGCGGGUCCCGGGUCUGACCUCGCCUGGGGACUUGGCUCGGCCUCCACGUGCCUUAGAGGCCCCAGCCUGCCCCUGCCCUAUUUAUUUAUACGCUGUAUAUAUUUAUUUAUUAUGGCAGGAGAGUGCCGGCCCUCGCUCCACCCAGCCCCCUCAGGACGCUCGGCCCUGCUCCUGGCUGCCCUUCCUGGCUUCUCCUUCACCUAGUUUGCAGCAAUAGCACCUUCCUCCUCCUCCUCCCGCUGCAGGGCCAGAGGAGGCUUUUCUCAGGUUGGGAGUGGGCAAGGCAGCCCUUGUCCCCAUCCUGCCUGCAGGCCUGGGGGAGCCGGGCAGGCUGGCGGAGCCGCAGGGAAUUGGCAGCACCCCCAGGCAUGGGGCUGCCCCUGAAUUCCUCCAUCACUGCAGGCUGGGGCUCUGCUCCCCCCACCCCGCCAGCUGCACAACAGGGGCCUGGCUGCUGCCCCACCAGCAGAGCCAGGGCCUGGCCCUUCCCCACCGCUCUCAGCCCUCAUGUCAAUCAACACUGCUGACGUCUGUUAACCGAACCCUGGUGAUUGUAGAGGCAGUGCAACGGGCCCCGGGGGAGCAGGGCGGGGGGUCCCCGGGGAGCCCUUCGCCUCCGCCGCGGGUGGCCUUAGCCCGGCUGUACGCUUUGUUCUGUACAGGGGACGCUUUUUGUACCGGAUCAUGUUUUAUAACGUGUACGAGGACACCUCCAGUAAACGGAACUAACCUGA
This is a messenger RNA of Strigops habroptila (Kakapo), 7225 nucleotides long. It is a transcript of the gene SCAP, whose product is annotated as SREBF chaperone. Gene Ontology annotation, molecular function: sterol binding; protein binding. The record is from RefSeq and is a predicted model, not a curated record. Gene Ontology annotation, cellular component: Golgi membrane; endoplasmic reticulum membrane. Bases 2040 to 5990 code for a protein of 1316 amino acids. Gene Ontology annotation, biological process: SREBP signaling pathway. NCBI's taxonomy places the organism in Eukaryota, Metazoa, Chordata, Aves, Psittaciformes, Psittacidae. The transcript has 23 exons.